This is a messenger RNA of Nerophis lumbriciformis (worm pipefish), 2019 nucleotides long. The record is from RefSeq and is a predicted model, not a curated record. Lineage: Eukaryota; Metazoa; Chordata; Actinopteri; Syngnathiformes; Syngnathidae.
AAAACCACGCGGGUCGUAAAAGUUUUCCUACAGCGAGCGAAAAGUGAACCAAAGUAGACCAAGCGGGGCUCGAGCGUGAAAGAAGCCGAGGAACUGCUCUUUUUUCGGGGCCACUUGUUGAGAACAACACCGGAGGAACGAGAGGCUAACGCGGCUAACGAGCUAAGCCCAGAAAAGUUACCACUCGACGGGAAAAGUGACAGAAGGGACCCGCCGACGACCGCAAUGAAGACCCCGGGGGAACCGGGGUUCGCCUUCCCCGAGUGGGCCUACAAGCCCGAGUCCAGCCCGGGAUCGCGGCAGAUCCAGCUGUGGCACUUCAUCCUGGAACUGCUGCGCAAGGAGGAGUACCACGACGUCAUCGCCUGGCAGGGCGACUACGGAGAGUUUGUCAUCAAGGACCCGGACGAGGUGGCUCGACUAUGGGGCGCUCGCAAGUGCAAACCGCAGAUGAACUACGACAAACUCAGCCGUGCCCUCAGGUACUACUACAACAAGAGGAUCCUCCACAAGACCAAAGGCAAGAGGUUCACCUACAAGUUCAACUUCAACAAAUUGGUGCUGGUCAACUACCCCUUCAUCGACAUGGGCUCAGGUCGCGGCGUCCCGCAAAGCGCACCGCCGGUCCCGACCGGAGGCACCCACUUCCGCUUCCCUCCCUCGACCCCAUCGGACGUGCUGUCAUCCAGCGAGGAGCUUCGCAGCCCUGGCGUGUUUAGUGGCGUGGCGCGUCGCAUGGCCCGCGGUUCCGUCAGCGACUGCAGUGACGGCACCUCCACCAACUCCGAGCUGGAGGAGGCGGUGGGGGCGGAGGAACGAGGCGUGGGCCCAGAGAGAGCUUUCAGGGGGCUCCUGCCGCCCCGUCUGCCUCACGAAUCCCUCUUCAGGCUCUACGGCGGCGCUCCCAGACCUCACAGAGUCCACCCGGAGCCGCUGUCUCCUUUCCCGGUGUCCCCCCUGCCGGGUCCUGGAGGGCUACUGGCCCCGACUCUGUCCCCGGCCCUUUCCAUGACCCCCACCCCACACCUGUCUUACACCCCUUCUCCGUCCCUCCCCUCCCCCAUGAUGGGCUCCCACUUCUCCUUCAACCCAGAGGACAUGAAGCAUUACCUUCAGGCCCACACCCAAUCAGUGUACAACUACCACCUCAGCCCCCGCGCCUUCCUCCACUACCCCAACAUCGUCAUCCCGCAGCCCCAUCGCCCCACCCCGGAGAAACCGGUUCCCCAUCAUCUGCACGGACCUCCCAUGACACUCUCCCAUUCACUGGUCGGGCAGCCUGUAGGCGGCGGGGGCGAGGAGGCCUUCAAGUUCAAGCUGCAGCCACCGCCUCUUGGGCGCAAACAGAGGGAGGCGGUAAGCUCGCUGGCGGCAUCAUCGUCCACGUCUUCUUCGGCGGGACAGUCCUCGUUAUUCACGGCAGCGCCCAAGAUCAAGGUGGAGCCCAUAUCUGACAUCGAGUCCGAAGAGGAAGUAGAAGUGACCGACAUCAGCGAGGAAGACGAGCUGAACCCCGAAGACGACGACAUCUUCACACCCGUUUCCCUUUAUAAUUCCAAGGCUAAUGGUAGCCCCUCUGACCCCUUCCCGCAGCCGCCCUCCAACCCAUACGACGACCCUGAAGAUGACGACGGAGAGGUCUUUAAGACUCCUGCUACCCCGCCCGCCGGCACUGGCAACUCGGCGUUCCCGCUACUCAGCCUGAAGACGGAACCGGCGCCGGCGGCUCCCGUCAGCCCGGGCGGCACUCGCUGCAUCCCCCUCAAACUGCGCUUCAAGCGCCGCUGGAGUGAGGACCAGAAAAUGGAGGCGGACGGCGAGCGGGAUGAAGCCGAGGACAAAAAGGUGAGGGCAGAGAGGAGCGGUGAAGGAGACGAGAGGGAGGAACCGGUGGACAACGGCGGAGGGCGGGGCCUGAUUUUAGGUUUGAUGAUGCCUCCGCCGCCCACCCAGCGCAGGGCUAGCUCAGAGCUGCAAAGAGCCACCGCCCAGUUGUCCUUGGAGAACGCAAGCUGCUGA